UAACCUCAGACCCCAGUUAGUUUAAUUUAAACAAAAUUAUAUAAAAGAGGGCCAUAAUUCAAUUUUAUUUAAAAGCAAACGAGUCAUUGGGUACGUUAUUGUUAAAAAUAGUUUUAAGAAACAUGAAAUAUUUUGUUGUUGCUUGUGCCCUUUUUGCAGUUGCUUUGGCAGCACCUCAAGAGCACCAUCACCACGAUCAUGCUGACGUCCAUGGCAUGAAGGCAGUCCACGAAAAAUGCCAAAAUGACCCUGCCACUCAUCUAGAAACAUCCGUGUUAGAAGAUCUUCGUAAGAACCGUAAUAAUGCCCAGCUGCCACCCAACUUUGGCCUACACGUCCAAUGUAUGAGCAAGGGCAUGAAUCUCAUCCAAGAAGAUGGCAAAGUGAACGUCGAGGGAGUGAAAACCCAUGUAGGACACGUCGAGAAAGACCAAUCUAAGGCUGACAGCAUUGUUCAGGAAUGCGCACAAAACAAGGAGAACGAGAAGGAAACCUCUAAGCAUGUAUGGGAAUGCUUGCACAAGAACCACAUCUUCAGCGGACCCCAUCAUCAUCAUCACAGCGACGAGAGCAGCGCCAGCAGUGAAAGUGAGGAGCACCAUCAUCAUUAAAUCAUUUUCGAGCUUUAAAAGUAAUUAAAUAAAUAAUCGUAAUCGGAUAAAA
Anthonomus grandis grandis is the source of this 663-nucleotide messenger RNA. RefSeq lists its product as uncharacterized. Gene Ontology annotation, molecular function: odorant binding. The record is from RefSeq and is a predicted model, not a curated record. NCBI's taxonomy places the organism in Eukaryota, Metazoa, Arthropoda, Insecta, Coleoptera, Curculionidae. Bases 123 to 611 code for a protein of 162 amino acids. The transcript has 2 exons.